GGCGGCGGGCGAGGGUCGGGUCGUAGGGUGGGAUUGCGGCGGGAGCGGCGGCGGCGCGUGCAGUGCGCGCGGGGAGGCGGGCCCGGCGGCGUUAAAACCACCCCCCCUCCUCGCCCGGGCCAUGUCCCGGGCGGCCUGAGCGGGGCCGGCCCCAUGCGGCGCCGGUAGCGCCCGUCAGCGAGCGUAGCCGAGCGCAGCGCUAUGGCCGACGCGGCGCCCGCUGAACCGGGGCCGGAGCCCCAGUGCGAACCGGAGCUUCGCUCCGAGCCCGAGGCGCGGCCGGAGCCGCAGUCUGAGCCCGAGCCGCAGCCCGAGCGCGGAGAGGCGCCGGCGGAGGACAGCGAUGCCGGGCGGCUGCCGCCCCCCGGGGCGGAGGCGGCGGCGGCGGGCGGCGCCGAGGGGCGGCCGCCGGCGGGUGGAGCGGGGCGUCCCGGCCUGGGCCCGCGGUACCGGGCCGUGGGACGCACCGAGGAGUGGCCGGUGAAGAAGAAGCACCGUCGGCGGCCGUCGAAGAAGAAGCGGCGCUGGAAGCCGUACUCGAAGCUGAGCUGGGAGGAGAAGCAGCAGUUCGACGAGCGGCAGAGCCUCCGCGCCUCCCGGCUGCGGGCGGAGAUGUUCGCCAAGGGGCAGCCGGUGGCUCCCUACAACACCACGCAGUUCCUCAUGGAGGACCAUGACCAGGAGGAGCCCGACCUGAAAACCGGGCUGUACCCGCGGCGAGCGGCAGCCAAGUCGGACGACACGAGCGAGGAGGAUUUCCUGGACGACGGGGCGGACGAGGACGGAGGCAGCGACGGGAUGGGGGGCGACGGCAGCGAGUUUCUGCAGAGGGACUUCUCGGAGACGUACGAGCGGUACCAUGUGGAGAGCCUGCAGAACAUGAGCAAGCAGGAGCUGGUGAAGGAGUACCUGGAGCUGGAGAAGUGCCUCUCGCGCAUGGAGGAGGAGAACAACCGGCUGAGGAUGGAGAGCAAAAAAGCCGGGGGGGAGGAGGCGGACACGGCGCGGGUGCAGGCGCUGGAGCGGGAGGUGGACAGGCUGCGAGCCGAGAACCUGCGGCUGCUGAGGGAGCAGGAGCUGCCCCGGCAGGAAAAGGGCCCCUGCAAGCCGGGGGAGUGACACUGGGCAGGGGGGCGCGGGGGGGUUUUUACAGUGCUGGGUGGAACAUUCGGUCCUUGUACAGAGUCGCCGCGGACCCUUUUUAUGGGUUAAACUGC
This is a messenger RNA of Hirundo rustica (Barn swallow), 1217 nucleotides long. RefSeq names its product HEXIM P-TEFb complex subunit 1 (gene HEXIM1). The coding region runs from base 202 to 1119 and encodes 305 amino acids. The record is from RefSeq and is a predicted model, not a curated record. The transcript has a single exon. Gene Ontology annotation, molecular function: cyclin-dependent protein serine/threonine kinase inhibitor activity; 7SK snRNA binding. Lineage: Eukaryota; Metazoa; Chordata; Aves; Passeriformes; Hirundinidae. Gene Ontology annotation, biological process: negative regulation of cyclin-dependent protein serine/threonine kinase activity; negative regulation of transcription by RNA polymerase II. Gene Ontology annotation, cellular component: nucleus; cytoplasm; nucleoplasm.